AUGAAGGGCUGGCUCCAGACCCUGGGCUUGACAGCCCUAUUGGCAACCUCUGCGCUUGCUAAUGAUGCUGAACUUAAAUCUGACGAUGCGCACCGACAACGAUGCUCAGGGAUGUACAGUCGCAAAGCUUGGGGAGGAAGUGUUGACCCCUUCAUCUUGGUGAAGUUUAGCAAGUCGGAAGUCGAAGGGAAAGACCCUUUGGCUAGCUUGGUAAUUUUCGAAUGGACUGAUGAGCCAUUGAUUGGACAAUAUCGGUCCGACGAUGCUGAGGCCAAGGAAACGAUCUGUGAUGCUUCGAACGUCGAAGCAAAGAUAUGCACCGAAGAGCAACUCGGCUCUUUCGUUCUCACUAGCAACGCUACCGAUGUCUCUCUCAACCCUAUCCUUUCGAAAGCCAUCCACCUCAACAACCCCGAUGCCGUCAGAUACCCCGUCAGGAAGACCGGAUUCUACUGUGUGAGCACAUAUGCGUAUUCCGGUCAGGAAUACAAUGCGGUAGUUACCUUCCGAAACUCAUAUGGCGAGCUUCCCGCUGCACAAAUUGCAAAGCUGCCUUUCUAUGGGGCUCUGACCAUUGUGUACGCUGUCAUUGGAAUAUUUUGGGCUUUCCUAUACGUGCAGAACCGUUAUGACAUUUUGCCUGUGCAAAACUACAUCACUGCAAUCAUUGUCUUUUUGAUCGUCGAGCAGCUGAUGACGUGGGGAUUCUACGAAUACCAAAAUCGCCACGGCUUGAACGGCGGAGCGAAGGCACUCAUGAUCAUCGUGGCAAUCCUCAAUGCGGGCAGAAAUGCUUUCUCUUUCUUCCUUCUCCUUAUCGUCUGCAUGGGCUAUGGCGUGGUCAAGCAUUCGCUGGGCCGGACCAUGGUCUUUGUUCGCAUCCUCGCUAUUGGUCACUUCAUUUUUGCAGUUGUCUAUUCGAUUGCCAGUCUGUCAAUUACCCCAGAUAGCGCCGGUCCUCUGGUGCUUCUGAUCGUUCUGCCGCUUGCUGGAACUUUGACGGCUUUCUACGUGUGGACCUUGAACUCACUAAAUGCCACGAUGAAGGAUCUCGUCGACAGGAAGCAAAAGACAAAGGCCAUGAUGUAUAAGAAGCUAUGGUGGUGUAUCCUUGGCAGCAUUGUUGUGAUCUUCGGUUUCUUCUUCAUCAACUCCUUUGCUUUCGCUGGACGCAGUGACGCAAGCUUCGUGCCCGAGCACUGGAAGGCGAGAUGGUUUGUGCUUGAUGGCUGGCUCAACCUGGUCUACCUGUUCGACAUUGGAUUUGUCGCUUAUCUGUGGCGACCGACUGUCAACAACCGCCGCUUCGCCAUGAGUGACGAGCUUGCCCAAGACGACGAUGGAUUCGAGAUUCGAUCAUUCGGCAGUGGAUUGGACGAAGAAGAUGCCUAUGACGCUCCACCCGAUUAUCCCGGCAGCUCAGCUGCCCAAGGUCGUCGUGAUCUCUCUCCGGUUCCUCCCAAGCCAUUCUCCUCGGCACCUCGCCAGCGCGAGUCUCUCGAGGAGGAGACGAUCUUCGCCGUCGGUGAGGAAGAUGGUGAGAGGUGGUCUGAUGACGAGGAGUCACCUCGCAAUUCCAGCGAGAGACAGAAACUCACCGGUAAAGACAAGGAUUAG
Molecule: messenger RNA, 1617 nt
Organism: Penicillium bovifimosum
Lineage: Eukaryota; Fungi; Ascomycota; Eurotiomycetes; Eurotiales; Aspergillaceae
Exons: 7
Coding region: 1-1617 (538 amino acids)
Biological process (GO): retrograde transport, endosome to Golgi
Cellular component (GO): membrane; Golgi apparatus
Source: RefSeq, a predicted model, not a curated record